Athalia rosae (coleseed sawfly) is the source of this 3747-nucleotide messenger RNA. It is a transcript of the gene Ttd14, whose product is annotated as TRPL translocation defect protein 14. Gene Ontology annotation, molecular function: phosphatidic acid binding; phosphatidylinositol binding; GTP binding. The record is from RefSeq and is a predicted model, not a curated record. The transcript has 10 exons. Lineage: Eukaryota; Metazoa; Arthropoda; Insecta; Hymenoptera; Athaliidae. Gene Ontology annotation, biological process: photoreceptor cell maintenance. Bases 283 to 1923 code for a protein of 546 amino acids.
CGCAGUUCUCGCUCCGCGGGUGGCUCACCAGUCACUUCAAUCCAAGCCCGCGGUUGGAGUGCACGUAACUUGUUUGACUUUAUUUUGGUACCAUCGUCACGUUUCUCAUGUCUUUUUAUUCGCGAUUGCUAUUGCUAUUAACUUUUGACAUGUAUAGCGAAGUGUUUAUGUAGUAUCGGUUGCGUCCGUAGACGCUAUUCAUCUCCAGAUUAACUGACACCUUAUAUCAAUAGAAAUCCAUCUUCUAAACAAACCGACAAAUUAAUCGCUGCCCGAUACAUUAUGGAACAAAAACGCGUUUACAAAGUGGUUCUCACCGGGGGUCCAUGCGGUGGAAAAACAACCGGACAGGCUCGCCUUUGUACAUUUUUCGAGAACAUGGGAUGGAAGGUGUUCCGUGUUCCCGAGACAGCGACUGUGCUGCUCAGUGGCGGCAUCAAGUUCACAGACCUGAACGCUGAACAGGCAGGAGAGUUGACGAGAGGUCCUUUGAGGUCCGAACAGGAGCUACGCAAUCGUUCGAGUCGCAAUAGCAACAGCGGGGAGGAUAAUAUCGUCCUACGGGACGAAGCCAAGUGGCCCGAAUUCCUACAAGUCGAGUCCAGUGAGGCAUUUAAAUUUCAAGAAAAUCUACUACGAACUAUGAUUCAAAUCGAGAACACAUUUUUCCAACUCGGGGACAGCUGUUCCAGAAAUUGCCUUAUUAUCUGCGAUCGUGGUGCAAUGGAUGCCUCUGCAUUUAUCUCAAAAGACAAAUGGGAAUUGAUGAUGGCAUCUAAUGGAUGGAAUAACGUCGAAUUGCGAGACAAUCGAUACAAUCAAAUCAUUCAUAUGGUAUCAGCUGCAAACGGAGCUGAGGAGUUUUAUUCCACCGAAGAUCACGCCUGUCGCUCAGAGGGUGUAGAACUCGCCAGAGAUUUAGAUUACAAAGCAGCCGCUGCAUGGGUUGGACAUCCUUAUUUUGACGUCAUAGAUAACUCGCAGGAUUUUGACAGCAAAAUUUGCCAGAUGAUCGAAUGCGUGUGCCAAAAAUUAGGCAUUGAUACCGGAGACCGAUUGAGGGCCAGCAGUCGUAAGCUCAAAUUUUUGGUCAAAGGGCCUCUACCGGAAGAAGGUUUUCCUCCGUACCAGGACUUUGACGUGGUUCAUAAUUACCUUCAAAGCAAAACACCAAAACUUCAGGCGCGACUCCGCAAACGCGGGCAGAAAGGGCAUUGGUCAUACAUUCAUACAAUCAGACGGCCAAAAAUGUGUGGGCAGGUUGUCGAAGUUAAAACGCAACUGACGCAUCGUGAUUACUUGAAUAUGUUAGCUCAGCGAGAUGAUUCUCAUUUUACCAUCUUCAAACGUCGACGCUGCUUUUUGAUCAACAACCAAUACUUUCAGUUGGAUAUAUACAGAGAACCAGGACAUCCAAGAUGCAAAGGAUUAAUGUUACUUGAAACGUACACAGCUUUAAGCGGAGAAGAGUUGAAGCGUAUCUUACCACAGUUCCUCGAAAUUGAGAAAGAAGUUACCGGCAAUCCGGACUACAGUAUGUUCAACCUCAGCCUUCGUGAAGAAUGGAAUAGUACCAACAAAUAUUGUCACACUUUACAUGGACCAGGUGAGGGUGCAGAAGAUACAAGUAAAAAACAUCAUCAGGAAAUGAGUGGAUCGCCAAGUAAGAAGCGUGCCAAUGCGGCAAAUAGUAGGGUCAACGGUGUAGAUCGUAAUGGUGUCGAUAGUUUAGAGAAUGGAGUCAAUGGACUUAACGGAGUACAAAAUGGUGUCCACUGUAUUGCAAACGGGAUGAAACAUGAUCACGUCAGUGAAAAUAAUUACAAGACGAAUUGCGUCGGCGAUUCGUCGGAGAAAGUGGACGAUGGAAUUUGUGAUAACGGAACGCAUAAGUGCGGGCUUCAAAAUGGCUUAAAAAUAUAACAUCUAGAAUGAAAAGGAAAUGACAAAUAUACCCAGCUAUUAAAGACCCGCAGUGGUAGGCAUUGGAUGAUAUUCACUUUGUUCAAUAAUUACCGUAAACACCGCGUUUUUAGGCAAUAUUAGUCUGUAAAUGAAUCAUGCGUAGCGUAACCACUAUUUUUCAUCUAGUUACAUGUUGAGCAGAAAAUAUUAUCUUUCUUCCUGAUGUCUAGUAUAUGUACUUAAAAACCGCACUAAUUAGAAACCAAAUGCGUUGCCUACCCUUAAAGAUGAUAUUGUGACGACAGGAAAUACCAAUUCUCAAACCAGUUAUUUUCGUAAUCGAAUUAGGUGCAUACAUGCCUGAAUUACAUGCGUCCUGCGUGUACCUACCGAAUUACUAAUUUUACCUGAAGUAUUUAGAGAGGAUUGAGGGAGAAACUUUCUGACUCUACAGACCUUAACACGGAAAAGAAAAUGGAACAGAGAAUAAACAAUAAAACAAUUAUUUAUCUCUCAAACGGCAACACGCUAUGAUUAUGUAUUUAAUUAUUAUGAUAUCUUUCUAGUAAGUUUACACAACUUGAUUGUAUUACCACCAAUGCUGAGUCAAAUGGAAAUCGUGUAUUCGUAAAAUAAUCUCAAAUUCUAGUACCCAAAAAGCAUAGAAUCUUGAAACACAGAUGGUAGAUUGAAGCAAUAAGUGAAUCAUUGCCUUUUAGCUCGGUACGACUGAUUUGGAGAACCCGGUCACACACCAACUGCAAUUCAUUUGGAUAAUGGAUGGAUGAAACUCUUGGAGAGAGUUUAUCGGUAUUCCAAGAGGUGUAAAUGCGUGAUAUGAUACUUAGAGAACAUUUUGGAUUCAUGUGUGCCGAUGGGAGUAAGAAUUUGUCGCACCGUUACGUUCGGAAACAUCAAGAGGCAAUUGGGGUAAUUAAUUGAUCCCUUGUAUUCAAAUUAAUUAAAGAGAACGCUUUUAAUAUCUUUGCAAACAGUAUCCAAUUAACUUGGUCUUCUCUUUUUUCAUCUCUUUUAUUAUGAAUACACGAUUAUUGACAAAAUUGUACGUAUUAAAAUUUCAAAACAAAGAAAAUUAUCCAUAUUAUUAACUUAUGAAUUUGAAAUAAUUGAAAUGACCCGAAAUCAUUUUGAAUUUAUUUUUGUGUAAAUAGCGUAUGACAGUAAAAAAGUAUAAACUACUGACGAUGAUGGAAUUUAUGUUGUGAUAAAACAAAGUUCUCAUUGAGGUAUUUAAAUUUUCCUUUUUAACAAAUUUUAUCCAAAAAAAUUGGAGUAGGAAUCAAGAUGAAUGCUUUUUGCGCAUUCAUAUCAACUCGUACCUUGCUGUGGUGAGAUCGUAUUACGAAUCACUGUUGAUUGUAAUAGAAAUUGCCUUUGAUUCGUGAAUUGUCACUAUUUACAAAAUUCAUGUUCAUAGUUUUAUCUUCUAAAUGUGAAAUGCCUGAUAAUAAUUCAUCCUUUUUAACACUCAUAUAUAUGAAUUUGGUAAUUUUAUUCAAUCAAAUAAUAAACUGUUAAAAAAAAUACAGAUCCAAAAAGAACGACCAUUUUUUUUAUCAUUGAUAAUAUUCUGUAUUAUCAAAUUUAACAUUUUUCUAUUUUUCCUACUCUACUGAUCGAUUUUCUUGCGAUACAUAUUGCUAUACACCUAUCACAGGUUUGUCCUCAUUGAAGUCGAAGUGCCUGUGAAACAUUUGUUGUAUAUGCAAUGAAAGUAUAUAUAUUUUCAACAAACUAUUGGCACACAUCACGAACAUAUUCGAUUUAUCUGAUAACACAUUGUACUUAUCAUUGAAUAAAACAGUCGUUUGUCUGCCACUA